Molecule: messenger RNA, 1716 nt
Organism: Cyprinodon variegatus (sheepshead minnow)
Lineage: Eukaryota; Metazoa; Chordata; Actinopteri; Cyprinodontiformes; Cyprinodontidae
Product: protein NipSnap homolog 2-like
Exons: 11
Coding region: 16-1014 (332 amino acids)
Cellular component (GO): mitochondrion
Source: RefSeq, a predicted model, not a curated record
UCUGGAAACCUCCAGAUGUUCCUUGUUCAUGUCUUUACUGGCUCAGAACUGUUUUGGCACCAUAAGGGAGACGAGGUCCAUGCAAGGCAUAUGAAGCGGAGCUCUGCCGCCACCUUGCGGUCACAGGCCAUCACUGACUGUUUCCUGAAACUGAAGAUGGCGACGGGAGUCCUUCAGAGAGUCCGUGGAGGAUUUACCCCGGCUAAAAGCAGGGCUCUGUCAGCCGGAAACCUUUCGCUUUGGGCCAGAGGGUUUUCAACAUCCAGCAGAAACAAGGAGGACAGCUGGUUCAAGUCUCUGUUCGUCAGGAAGGUUGAUCCCAGAAAAGAUGCACACUCCACCCUACUGACCAAAAAUGAGGAAAGCAACCUCUACAAAAUUCAGUUCCAUAAUGUGAAGCCAGAGUGCCUGGAUGCUUACAAUAAAUUAUGCGAGGAUGUUUUGCCCUCCAUCCAUGCUGAUAAGUACUACCCCUGUGAGCUGGUGGGAACCUGGAAUACUUGGUAUGGAGAACAAGACCAGGCUGUUCAUCUGUGGCGUUACAGAGGUGGAUACCCCGCUCUGACUGAGGUCAUGAACAAGCUCAGGCAGAAUAAGGAGUUCACGGCAUACAGGAAGGAACGCGGGAAGAUGCUGCUAUCGCGCAGGAAUCAGCUCCUGCUGGAGUUCAGCUUCUGGAAUGAGCCUGUUCCCCGAGAAGGCCCCAACAUCUACGAGCUCAGGUCUUACCAGCUCAGGCCAGGAACCAUGAUCGAAUGGGGUAAUUACUGGGCUAGAGCGAUUCGAUACCGCCAGCGUAACAGAGAAGCUGUGGGAGGGUUUUUCUCCCAGAUUGGGGACCUCUACAUGGUCCAUCACCUUUGGGCUUACAAAGACCUUCAGUCUCGGGAAGACACGAGGAACGCCGUCUGGCAACAGGAUGGCUGGCAUGAAGUGGUUUAUUACACUGUUCCUCUUAUUCAGCACAUGGAUUCUAGGAUCAUGAUCCCAACAAAAGCUUCUCCGCUGCAGUAAAGGAAGCCGUUUGUUCAUUAUCACCCAUUCUGUGAAUCUCUAUUAUUGGUCCAAACUUCUGUCAGUGGUACCAAACAACAGCCGGGUUUUUGUUUUGAUAUUUAUUUCAUAAAACUUCAGGAAUUCAUUCCUAAACUUCCAAAUUAAAUCAUAAUGGAUUUAGAAAGUAUCAAGGUCACACAGCUGACCUAUUUUAGGGAAUGAAAGGAACCAAAUUGAAACCUCCUGUUAGUCAUGUGCGACAUCUCGUGCCACAUUGAAAGCAGUUUAGAGAAAAACUUGUUUAUGGUUUUGGAAGCAACAAAAAUUACUUGAAAAAGUGUAAGAGUGGAAAAAAUAAAGAUGAUACUAGUGUUUAAAUUCACUGCUCAGUGCAGCUGCCAUUUAUUUAUUUAAAUGUUGAUACAUGGUGUUUAAAUGUGUUGAUAAAAGUGACUCUGAUGUAAGCUGUCAUCGCUGAUUGAAACAUGGGAUUUCUAUCAUUUAAAAAACAUACUUCACUGACCUAUCCAGAUAUCAGAAUUUUAUAUUUGCUGUCUGUUACAAACACUCCAGGUUUUGUUGUUCUGUGCUUUUUUUUUUCUUAUAUUGUUGGCUUUUCCUGGUGCCGUUUUCGUAACUUUUCUUUUCCUGCGGAGACGGCAUGCCGGGUUUUAAAAUCCGUUUUUAAUCAAACAUCUAAAGGUGAUUUAAAAAAAAAAA